GUGGCAGUAAUGGACCUAUGUGCUGCUUUCCAACCGGACAAAAAUAAAUUCUAUAGUAGAAGAAGAAAGGGAAGGAAGAGUCGCUCACAGGUCUCACACAGAUUCAGACUGAACAUCUGAUCCAUUAUCUGCGGGUAUUGAGAUCCUUGCCAUGGUGGCUAAAGUUGGAGGAGAUGAGCUACAGAAAGAAGGAGCAAGGAAGAGAAGGCACCCCGCUGAAGAUGGAGGAAAAGAAGACUGGAAGAAGAAGAGAGGUGAACAAGAAAAAGGACGAGCAAUGGCUCAGGGAGAUGGUGGCAGAAAGCGACUGGAUGCUCUGAGUGUUGGCUACUUCCGCCGCGUCGGGGAAAGACUGAGUGAAGGCUUUGAAGAAGAUGAGGAGAGAGAGAUGUUUGUGGAGAACGUCCUCGCUGAGGUGAAAGAUAAAGCCAGCCUGGUAGCGACAGACCGGACAGGGAGCAUCACUCUGCAGCGGCUGCUUCCUCUGGCGAGCCCAGAGCAAGUUGGGGAGGUGCUGGCUGAACUGGGUGGAGAACAGGGGGCAAGAUUUAAAGAGGUUUCUUGCGACCGGUGUGGAGGUCAUGUUGUGGAGAGCGUGCUCAGACAAAUGUCCAGGUGGGAGGAGUUCUCACCGAAGGAUCCAUCCUCUGAAGAAGAUGAUGAGGUGGAAAGCACUGGGACGUUGGAGACCCAGCUGUUGUCCUUAAGUCAGGUGGUGAGAAACAACAGCGCAGAGUUCAUCAGACACGUUCACGGCUCGCAUGUGGUCCGCACACUUUUACAUGUGCUGGGGGGCUGCCUUGGACCUCCCCGCACAGAGGCCCGUCCAGGUUCAAAAGAGCACAGAGUGACCCCUGCGCUGACAGACUUUGAGAUUCCCACCUCAUUCUGGUACGAGCUGAAGAGCCUCACCGAGACCUUGAUGGAAAAUAUUAAUCUGAGUGUUACAGAUGGUGCUGCCAGCGCAGUUUUUCAGACCAUGCUGACUGUGUGUCACAGAAAACGGCCGAAACUCUGCAAGCAGCUCUUGAAACGCACCAUGGAGUACCUGACCAGCCGCAGCUCUGCCCCUGGAAUCAGUCCACUGCUUGUCUUCCUGAAGGACCAGACCACCAGUCGCCUCAUAGACACAAUCAUUCAGCUAGGCCAUAAAUCUCUUCUCCGUGACCUUUACAAGAACCACCUGAAGGGCAAUUUGGUUGACCUUGCCCUCCACCCCAUUGCCAACUUCCCCAUCCAGAGGCUGACAGCAGCCUCGGCCAAGUACAAACUGUUCCUGAGGUUGUUUGACGAGCUGGUCGAGGGUGUGGAGUCUGUCUUGGCCGCUGGUCACAUGGGUGUGAUCGUCCAGUUAGCAGAAAGCUGCGCAGAAAGUGGAGAGAAGCAGGACAAGAUGAUGCGAUGCCUUCUGAAUUCUUUCCAUUGCGCUGAGCCUGGCUCCCGACACGUCUGCUGCCUGCCGCUCUUCAUGUCUUUGCUCACCUAUGAGGUGUAUUACCAGUCUGAUGCAACAGAGGGCAGCACACAGAAAGAGGUUCCGCUGACCUCCAUCUGUUACCACGGUUCCCGACUGGUCCAAGCGCUGGCCAAGUUUAAGGAGCGCUCUCACCUCCUCAGCAGCCUGCGCACUCUGAGCCCCGCAGACCUCCUCACUAUGGCCUCCGACCCCUCCGGCAGCCACGUCUUGCAGGCUCUCAUCACCACAUCCGGUGACAAAGGCAGGGGCAAGAUCCUCAAGAGGCUGGAGGGCCAGUAUGUGCAAAUGGCUUGCUCCAAGUUGGGCAGUCGAGUACUUGAAGCCGUGUGGAACAGUGCUUCAGUCAGCCAGAGGCAAAGCAUCGCACAGGAGCUCGUUUCCAGUGAAAGUAAGCUGAGGUCAGAUCAGUUUGCUCGACACGUUUGGGCAAAGUUUGCCCUCUCCCACUUUGUACACAGGAGAGCCCACUGGCAGGAAAUCCAGACAGGAGAGUGCAAGAAACGGAAGCUUUUCAGUGACCUUCUUGAAUAAAUAACUUUAGAUUAUUGAAAUUGCUUUGUGGUUUGUUUUCUUUUUUUUGCUUGAUUAAUAAAAAUGUGUUACUUUG
Molecule: messenger RNA, 2084 nt
Organism: Girardinichthys multiradiatus
Lineage: Eukaryota; Metazoa; Chordata; Actinopteri; Cyprinodontiformes; Goodeidae
Product: nucleolar protein 9
Exons: 12
Coding region: 152-2008 (618 amino acids)
Biological process (GO): ribosomal small subunit export from nucleus; endonucleolytic cleavage in ITS1 to separate SSU-rRNA from 5.8S rRNA and LSU-rRNA from tricistronic rRNA transcript (SSU-rRNA, 5.8S rRNA, LSU-rRNA); endonucleolytic cleavage to generate mature 5'-end of SSU-rRNA from (SSU-rRNA, 5.8S rRNA, LSU-rRNA)
Cellular component (GO): nucleolus; preribosome, small subunit precursor; 90S preribosome
Molecular function (GO): RNA binding
Source: RefSeq, a predicted model, not a curated record